CAGGCAGCCAGUUCAUCCCUUCCCCAGCACCACAGGAAACGCGGGCUUGCAUCACACCUUGAGCCACAGGGACUACGAUUGACAUGAGGGCUGCAUUCCUGGUGCUGCUCCUAUGGGCUGUGGCCUGUGCUUACCCUGUGCCUGGCCAUGCACCCACCCACCCCAGCGCCCUGCAGGAGGAUACCACAAAUGAAGAUUACAUCGGCAAGCUGGGCAACCACCUUGAUGGUGGGGAUGGCCGACAUCCUCCUGCCAGUCCAGAGACAGGGGAAAAUGCGCUUGCCAGAGACCUGGCGGGUGGGAAUGCUGUGGAUGAGGAGCUGGGUGAGCUCAGUGGCCAAGAUGUGGGAGGCCGAGUUGGGCAGGCUCAGCACGUGAACCAGGUGGACCACAAAGACAUGAGUGCCCACAAUGGGAACGACCUUGGUUUCCUGGAGGUGGAUGCACGUGACACUGAUGAUGCUGACAAUGGCGACCACUACGGCACCAGAGCCAACGGGUUUCCCUCCCAUGGCGGCGGGUUCCUGGACGAGGAGGAUGACAGUGGGGAUGACACCUUUGAUGCCAACAGGGAAGAGGAGAGGGGUGAAGGCCCUACCUAUGUGGCUGGUGCUGAUGGGGCAGGGGAACACGAGCAUGAUGCUGGCCGUGGGGAUGCCGGGGCUGGCAUGGGGCAGAGCAGCAGCAGCAGCAGCAGCAGCGAGAGCAUUGGGGCAGACCAUCGACGCUACAGGAACUAUGGCUUUGGGCACACCUACAGGCACAGAGGGGCCAGCAGCAGCAGCCAGGAGGAGGAGAGCUAUGACUUCCAGGACAAAGCCAUGCAGGGUGAUGAUCCCUCUGUCUUCGACGGCCCAGGCAGCAGCUACAGGAUGCGCCACACUGGCCCCCAUGCUCUGGGGAGCAGUGGGGAGAGUGCCCAAGGGGCUGGCUCCCACCGCUGGGAGGAGGAGGACAGUGGGUCCCCUGAGGUGGAGGAUGGUGACUCUGGAGAAGACAGCCCAUCUGUGGAGAACAACAGUCAGUCAGAAGAGCCUGUUGACAGCCAGUCAGAGGAAAAAAGCUCCAGCCACUCCAGGGAGGAUGGGGAUGGGGAUGGGGAUGGGGAUGGGGAGAACAGCCCCUCCAGGGAAGAUGAAGACAGCGAGUCCAGGGAGACCACUGAUGAGCAGUCAGAUGAAGAGCCAGGGGACACCCCAGAGGUGGUGAGAACCUUGAAUGAGCACAGCAACAGUCAAACCUGGGAAGGUCAGGAGGACUGGGAUUCUGCUGAGGACAGGAGUGUGCUGUCCACACCUGACAGUGAGUCCAGGGAAGAAGAGAAUGAACUGAGCAAGUCCAGGGAAGAUAAUGAUGACCGGAGCAAUUCCACAGAGGAUACUGUGGAGGAGUCAGAGGAGGAUGAGAAUGACUCUGUGCCAGGCACAUCAGCUGAGAGCCCAGAGUUGCUAGAGGAUGACAGCAGCCCAGAGGACAGCACAGGUGAGGACAGCAGGUCCACAGAGAGCGACAACAGUGAGUCCCAGGAAGGUGAGGAUGAUGUGGAGAGCCACUCCCAGGAGGAUGCCACCCGUGAGUCCAGCAGCCAUGGGGACGAUAGCUCCCUGCAGAGCCUGGAGAGCGGGGGCCACAAGCAGCGGCUGGGCGCCAUCCACCACAGACCUGCUGCUGACUAUGAUGGCAAUGACUGCCAGGACGGGUACUGACCUGUGCCCUGUGGCCUCAGCGGCAUGGAGGGUGUGGGGGGAGGAGGGGUUAAUUUAUUUGCCAUAUAGCCUGAUUGACUUCUUCUCAAGAAGGUGCUGUGGUUAAAAUGGAGUCAGGUUUGCCUGGGCCAGACCUGGGCAUGCUACACGGGAAAUGAAAGGGUUGCCAGGCACAGGGAGAAUGCCAAACCACAGCAAGAAAGGGCAUUUUCUGUAUCAAACUGGAGAGCAGCUGAGAGCUAUGAGUGCCAGCAGGGUGAUGCUGCCCACUUGCCCCAGGGGCACAGUGGUGGCUUGGCACUCCUGGGCAUGCUGGGCAAGUCCCUGUGUUCAGCCCUUGUGUUUACCUACCCCUGCCCUAAACACACCUGCCCAGACUCCAGCUGGAGCUUUCCAUUAACUCUAUGUCCAGCACAGAAAAAGGAAAAGCUACAGCUGGUGUGCACAUGUGGUGCAUGGGCACAGCAGGGUGUGAAG
Motacilla alba alba is the source of this 2183-nucleotide messenger RNA. RefSeq names its product dentin matrix acidic phosphoprotein 1-like. Gene Ontology annotation, biological process: extracellular matrix organization; ossification. NCBI's taxonomy places the organism in Eukaryota, Metazoa, Chordata, Aves, Passeriformes, Motacillidae. The record is from RefSeq and is a predicted model, not a curated record. Gene Ontology annotation, cellular component: extracellular matrix. Gene Ontology annotation, molecular function: extracellular matrix binding. The transcript has 5 exons. Bases 84 to 1706 code for a protein of 540 amino acids.